This is a messenger RNA of Ostreococcus lucimarinus CCE9901, 468 nucleotides long. RefSeq lists its product with no specific name. The transcript has a single exon. The coding region runs from base 1 to 468 and encodes 155 amino acids. The record is from RefSeq and is a predicted model, not a curated record. Lineage: Eukaryota; Viridiplantae; Chlorophyta; Mamiellophyceae; Mamiellales; Bathycoccaceae.
AUGGAACGGUCGGCGUACGUGACGAAGUUCUUCGCCCAGGGCUGCGAGGAUUGCGUCUUCGUGAUCUGCUGCGCCGUGAAAGAGGUGAACGUGCUCGACUGCAAGCGCUGCGUGUUCGUCUUCGGGCCGACGACGGAUUCGACCACGGCGCGAGAUUGCCUGAGUUGCGACAUCGCGACGUGCGCGACCGUGGGUGCGUUCACGCUGGAAGAUUGCGUGAACGUGCGGGCGUUCGUGAAGACGUACGGGAACGGAUCGCGAGCGCGAGCGGAGCGGUGCUCGACGACGGCGUUCGGGACGUGCGAUUUAGAAUACGACGAGUUGGAGGAGCAGAUGGCGUCGUGCGGAUUCGUCGACGCGAACGGGGAUUUAUUAGCGUCGACGAUGACGGUAUCGUCGGAGACGUCGACGCUCGAGAGCACGGCGCGCGAGGUUGUUGGCCACGCGCUAGAGCGCGUCGACGGUUAG